AUGCCUGGAAUUCUGCCUAUGAAAGUGAUUAAGGUGGGCACAAGCUCACAGAGCCGCAUCGCCCAGGCCUGUGACAGGUGUCGGAGUAAGAAGAUUCGCUGUGAUGGAAUCCGUCCGUGUUGCUCGCAGUGCGCCAACGUUGGGUUCGAAUGCCGUACAAGCGACAAGCUCAGCCGCCGUGCGUUUCCACGAGGCUAUACCGAAUCCCUCGAGGAGAGAGUGAGGCAGCUAGAAUCUGAAGUGAGAGAAUUGAAGGAUUUAUUGGACGAGAAAGAUGAGAAGAUCGAUAUGCUAUCGAGAAUGCAUGAUCACCGCCAGCCAUCUAUCGGAUCUACCGGAAGCCCGAGAAUGGUAGAAUCAAGAAGGGAUCCCAACUCUCCAACGAAGGAAGAUACUUUCCGUGUGCAGGCCUCGCCGCUGUUACUUGGUGUUGAGAAUUCGGACUCGUACUUUAUGGGACCUUCAAGCGGACGCUCCUUCAUCGAGUCUUUCAAACGCAAACUCCAAGAGAACGGGAAACCUUGUUCUGAUUUCAACCCGGAGGCUUUCCUCCAUAUCCAGGGCUGUUAUCCUCUGAUUGCAAAAUCCCAAUCCCAGUCGGUAAAGGUGCCGCCACGCCUAUUCUCGGAUAGGUGUGUCAACAUAUAUUUUCAAGAAUGGGCGCCACUCUUUCCUGUUCUUCACAAACCGACAUUUCUCCGUCUGUAUGAAGAAUUUGUUGCCGAUUCGGAGAAAGUGAAAAAUAACCAUAAGCUUGCACAGCUCUAUCUGGUUUUUAGUAUUGCCGCCCUUUCAAGUGACUUACCCGAUAUGGAGCAAAUUGCUGCUUGCGAGGUUCAGUGGCAAAGAGCGCUCGAAGCAGUGAUGAUGGAUAACACGAUGAAUACAUUGCAAUGUUUAGUCCUGGCUUUGAUGUAUUGUACUAUCAGAGCCGACUACAAGCGAUUGCAACAUUACAAAGGUGUCGCCGUCGGUCUAUCUCACAGAUUAGGAUUGCAUCAAAGCCAGAAGCGAUUUUCGUUCGGCGCCCUCACCAUUGAAACACGGAAGAAGGUCUUUUGGACCUUGUAUACCCUCGACUGUUUUUCUGCUGCCAUGCUCGGCCUCCCUAAAUUGCUUAAGGAGGAUGACAUUCAUGCGGAGUAUCCAUCAGAUACUGAUGACGAAUACGUGACUGAGAAGGGAUUCCAACCCACUCUACCAGGGGAAUAUACCAGACUAUCGAGCGCAUUAGCGUUGUUUAGGGUCUCCCGCAUUCUUGCCGACGUGCUAGAGAAGCUCUAUCCGGCUGCCACGUCUUAUGAAUUGACUCUCCAGCAGAUUUCGGCAAUAGAUGCGGAGCUGUCAGAUUGGUAUGAGAACUUACCCACCCACCUCAGGUUAAAUUUCGUGCAAGACAAGCCAUCAACGGAUAUCACUGGGAGCAGGUCCCCGAUUCUGUCACUUGCGUACUAUUAUAUCCGCGGUCUCAUCCACCGUCCUGCCGUAGGUUCAAACUUAGGCGGCAAGGCGGCGCCCGCCCUCAUCGCUGUCGGAGAGUCUAGCAAGCAUGUCGUACAGAUUAUUCAGUUAUUAGAAGAGAGAAGCAUGUCCUUCUCGUUCUGUCUCAAUAAGGCAGACGUUCUUGUCCUGUGCGGGACAAGUCUGCUUUACCAGAGCCUGGAUUUAAAACAUGAGAGCAAGCUUAUGAAGGAUAUAGAACGACUCGUCAACUCUGUCAUCAAAAUACUCCUGAGAAUGAAAGCACCUGGUACUUACGACCUCAAACGAGUUGCAUCCUUACUCAUCACUGUCGAUGUGCCGUCUCAACCUGCAUCAAUGCGAACCAGCCCAGACACUACCAUGGCUGCUCCGCCAUCAAGAACAUCGCCGCUAUUGAACCUAUCGAGAAAGAAGUCUCCGUAUAGUGGUGGUCGAAACGCCGGCGCGAGCAUGAGCGAGACAGACCUGUUGUCCCAGCAAGAAAAGUUACGACGUAUGACUAUACCCAAUAGUCAAACCGGUCGGCCAGAGAUGCAUCGCGCGCAGUCACGCGCGUCGCUCGAUAUGAGCGCUGAACAGUCAACGCCGCGACGUGAUCAUCGAUUUUCAAUAUCUCAAAUUCAGCAAACGAUGAUGCGUAUGUCACCAAUGAAUAAAUCCAAACAACGGAAUCUUGAUUAUCUUUCACUCAACGAGGCACCCCCUGAGACUCAAUCCUCGCCGCCGACACAAGACCAAAACUUGCCACAGCCGAUGACAAAUGGCCAACAGCACCAGACGCAAAUAUACCCCCCACCUCACCUAAUGAAUAAGGGUGGCUCGAGUGGGGGCGUCUCAAUCUCGGAAUGGGAGGCAUUACUCGGCGCAAUGGAUGGCGGCCAGAUUAAUGUAUACGACGCGAUAUACGGAGGGCCGGCUUUGUCGCUUACGGAGACCCCGACCACCACAACGACGGCUCUUGGUGAAUGGUCGCCAGAUGCCUGGGACCUUUCUAGCUUCAAUAUCGGUGAUCUAACAGCUAAUCCGGCGCCUCCACAGAGCGUACUUAGUAUUAGCGACGACAGCCUCAGUUCCGGAGAGGACCUAAAUUCGAACGAUAUGUAUCUCAGAAUGGGUAGCGAGGACUAUCAAAGCGGAUUGAUGGCACCACCACGAACCAGCCGCGACGGGAACUUGGUUUUAGAAGGUCUUGAGUUGAAUCUUGGAAUAUAA
Molecule: messenger RNA, 2694 nt
Organism: Annulohypoxylon maeteangense
Lineage: Eukaryota; Fungi; Ascomycota; Sordariomycetes; Xylariales; Hypoxylaceae
Product: fungal-specific transcription factor domain-containing protein
Exons: 5
Coding region: 1-2694 (897 amino acids)
Biological process (GO): DNA-templated transcription; regulation of DNA-templated transcription
Molecular function (GO): DNA-binding transcription factor activity, RNA polymerase II-specific; DNA binding; zinc ion binding
Source: RefSeq, a predicted model, not a curated record